UGACAUUUCCCUAUGAAUUACAGAGAUAUUGGAUUUUGGUUACCCUCAAAACCUUUCACCUGAAAUCUUGAAGCUUUACAUUACUCAGGAUGGUGUACGCUCACCAUUUUCCUCCAAGCCUGUAGACAGACCAAUUCCAAAUGCUACUUUACAAGUAACUGGUGCUGUUGGCUGGCGCAGGGAAGGUCUUGUCUAUAAGAAGAAUGAGGUAUUUCUUGAUAUUGUUGAAAGUGUUAAUCUUCUUAUGUCUUCCAAAGGUAGCGUUCUACGUUGCGAUGUAACUGGGAAGAUCGUUAUGAAGUGCUUUCUUUCUGGAAUGCCUGAUUUAAAGUUGGGUUUAAAUGAUAAAAUUGGCCUUGAGAAAGAGUCACAGAUCAAGUCCCGCCCUACUAAAAGUGGGAAAACUAUCGAGCUUGAUGAUGUUACAUUUCAUCAGUGUGUAAAUCUGACAAGAUUCAAUUCAGAAAAAACUGUCAGUUUUGUUCCUCCUGACGGUGAAUUCGAAUUAAUGAAGUAUCGUAUUACAGAAGGGGUGAAUCUACCAUUUAGGGUACUGCCAACUAUCAAGGAAUUGGGUAGAACGCGCAUGGAAGUGAAUGUUAAGGUGAAAAGUGUGUUUGGGGCAAAAAUGUUUGCACUUGGCGUGGUUAUCAAGAUUCCAGUACCAAAACAAACAGCAAAAGCAAAUUUUCAGGUGACAUCUGGCCGAGCAAAGUACAAUCCAUCUAUCGACUGUUUGGUCUGGAAGAUAAGAAAAUUUCCUGGACAAACUGAACCGACAAUGAGUGCUGAAGUGGAGUUAAUUUCCACAAUUACUGAGAAGAAGUCUUGGACUCGACCUCCAAUCCAGAUGGAAUUUCAGGUUCCUAUGUUUACAGCAUCUGGAUUGCGUGUUCGUUUCCUCAAGGUAUGGGAAAAAAGUGGGUACAACACAGUUGAGUGGGUUCGUUACAUUACAAAAGCUGGUUCAUAUGAGAUUAGAUGUUAGGAUUCAUGGAGUAGCAGCUGCUGUAUAUUCCCAAUGCCCUGUGGAGGGAGGAGAUAUCAAUCAGUGCAUUUGGCCUCAAAUUCAAAGCUGCUUCCCGUCCAUAUCCUGUGCCAUUCGAGUUAAAUGUUACUCACAAGAAAAUUAUAAAAUUAUAAGUUUAGGUUGAUAAUUCUGCGAGUUGAGAAUAGGCUAAUUUAGGGAUUUGAAUUUGAUUCUUUUAGUAGCACUGUAAAAAUGAGCAUUUGAUUAACAUUCUGGUCUGCUAUAUUUUGCCACAGUUGAUUUGUUGGUUUGAUUUUUCAAAUCGCUGAGUGAAAAUUUUAUUGCAAUU
Molecule: messenger RNA, 1319 nt
Organism: Olea europaea var. sylvestris
Lineage: Eukaryota; Viridiplantae; Streptophyta; Magnoliopsida; Lamiales; Oleaceae
Product: AP-2 complex subunit mu-like
Exons: 10
Coding region: 245-988 (247 amino acids)
Biological process (GO): endocytosis; intracellular protein transport
Cellular component (GO): clathrin adaptor complex; cytoplasmic vesicle
Source: RefSeq, a predicted model, not a curated record